ACGUAAUAAUAUUCUUUCGAUUCUGAUCUCCGUUCUUUCGUGCCUGCUCGUGCCAAUGCCUACAACACUCAUCGAAGACCUGCAUGCCUCAGUCGAGGCUCAUAAUGAUACCUUCGAGGCUUUACUAAACUUGAUACCCGCCAAGUACUACCUGGCGAAAGAUGAUCAUGAUGCAGACAACCAUGAUGCGCGUCGAACAGAUUCCGUCCAAGUAUCAAAAAACACACUGGACCCAGCCAAUCAAAAGUCGGUCAUUGACCUUCAGAAUGAAGCUGCUCUUGAGCUGGAAAAAACCAACUCGAAAGUCAAGGGGAAACGGAAAGCUGCGGUGAUCGGGUCCGAUUCUGAUGCCGACGACGACGAUAUGCAAGUGGAUGAUGUGGAUCUCAGCGAUGCCGUUGUGACUGCCCCACUCGACUCCAUAGUGCCCAUGGCUACACCAGAGAGCAUCGCUGCUCUCCGAGAUAAACUGCAUUUGCGCAUGGCAGCUCUCCGACGUGGUGGACAAAGUGGCGGAGAACCGGGAGACAAAGAUGAGCUUUUGGAGGAACGGAGAAGGCAACGUGCCGCGCUUCGUGAAAAAAGACGAAAAGAGACAAGAGAGAGGCGCAAGGCAGAGGCUGAAGGCAAAAAGGGAAGCAAGAAGGAAGCGACGAAGGGUCUUCCUGUCAAGAAUCAGCUACUUGUUCCGGACUUGCCGGUCGCUUCAAAAGGAACUGCGGCAUCUCGUCUUAACGACGGACCCUUGACUAAUGUAUCUUUUUCUGUGGUGGCUGGGAGUUCGAGCAAAAAGGCCGCAUCACUCAAGACGUCUUCCAAUCCCAAUCAAGCUUUGUCGCAGCUCGCUGCGCGGAAGGAAAAAUUGGAUUCGAUGCCGGAGGACAAACGCAAAGCUAUAGAAGAUAAGAGUCGCUGGGCAAAAGCGGAGGCGCGUCUUGAAGGCGUCAAGGUCAAGGAUGAUGAAGUGCGCCUCAAGAAAGCAGUAAAACGGAAAGAAAAGGAGAAAGCGAAGAGUAAGAAGUCCUGGGAGGAGAGGAAAGACCAACUCACAGCUUCCAUGGCUGCAAAGCAGAAGAAACGUUCAGAUAACAUCGCGAUGCGAAACGAGCGACGGAGCGAUAAACGAAAGUCUUCGUCGUCAAAGGGGAAAGCUAAAGCUCGACCUGGUUUUGAGGGCAAGACUUUCCAUAAGGGUAAAGGGAAAGCUACGGGCAAGCACAAGUAGCGUAGGUAUUGUAGCCUUGAUGUAUGGUUAGGGUUAAUUUCAUUUCAAGUGGGUCAUUCAACUGGA
Molecule: messenger RNA, 1291 nt
Organism: Suillus subalutaceus
Lineage: Eukaryota; Fungi; Basidiomycota; Agaricomycetes; Boletales; Suillaceae
Product: surfeit locus protein 6-domain-containing protein
Exons: 5
Coding region: 56-1225 (389 amino acids)
Biological process (GO): ribosomal large subunit biogenesis; ribosomal small subunit biogenesis
Cellular component (GO): nucleolus
Molecular function (GO): RNA binding; DNA binding
Source: RefSeq, a predicted model, not a curated record